Messenger RNA from Anoplophora glabripennis (Asian longhorned beetle), 1038 nucleotides. Its product is annotated as mitochondrial import inner membrane translocase subunit Tim17-B. The record is from RefSeq and is a predicted model, not a curated record. The coding region runs from base 311 to 811 and encodes 166 amino acids. Lineage: Eukaryota; Metazoa; Arthropoda; Insecta; Coleoptera; Cerambycidae. Gene Ontology annotation, biological process: protein import into mitochondrial matrix. Gene Ontology annotation, molecular function: transmembrane protein transporter activity. The transcript has 3 exons. Gene Ontology annotation, cellular component: TIM23 mitochondrial import inner membrane translocase complex; mitochondrial inner membrane.
CUAAAAUAUGUCUGUCAGUUCGCAUUGAUUUUCUUUGUCAAAUUUUCAUUUCAUUCAUUCCACGAUAGUCAAAUAAUUGUUAAGAAUUCGUUAAAAUAAUAACCAUGCCUUUUAUUAAUAAUUAAAUACUUCAUCAUCAAAAGUCACCCCGUGGUUUACCCUUUUGUCCCCUCUUCUUUCUGGUCGUCAUCGUUGUCGUUUGCAUAACAAUUUGUAAGGGUGAAUAUUAAAAAUUAAUGUACAAAAUCAUCCAUAACAUAAAAAAAAGGAUCAGUUUCAUACGAGGUUAAGUACAGAGACUUAAAUAAAAAUGGAAGAGUACACAAGAGAACCAUGUCCAUGGCGAAUAGUAGAUGAUUGUGGAGGUGCUUUUACUAUGGGUUUGAUAGGAGGAGGCGUCUUUCAAUGUAUAAAAGGGUUUCGUAACGCACCUUCAGGCAUUAACAAACGACUUAUUGGUAGUUUAACAGCUAUAAAACAAAGAUCACCUAUUAUCGCUGGCAAUUUUGCUGUUUGGGGAGGAAUGUUUUCCACUAUCGACUGUGCACUGAUUCACAUAAGGAAAAAGGAAGACCCUUGGAAUUCUAUAAUCAGCGGAGCUGCAACUGGUGGUAUCUUAGCGGCGAGAAAUGGUUUGCCAGCUAUGGCUGGGAGUGCAUUUAUUGGCGGUGUUUUACUCGCCCUGAUCGAAGGCGUCGGGAUAUUAUUCACAAGGCUCUCUGCGGAACAAUUCCAACCACAAUUACCGCCCAUGGAAGAUCCCUCGCAACUCUCCGAACAACAACCGCCUGGCGGGUAUUCGUUUCAAUAGUAUUUCUAUGUAAUAGGUGUAAUUGUAAAUUUAUUACGUUAAUAUAAUCUGUGACAUAGACUGAUUCUCAAAUUGUUGGUAGACGAUUGCUUAAGUGAGUUAUUUUUUUAUUUAUUUCCAAGUACUUAGGCAAGGUGGUUCCGCCGGAUGUACAAAUGUCAUUAUAUGCGAGUCUAGAAUGUAUAUAGAAGUUGCAGAGCACAACCCGCAAUAUAAAAUUUAUGUUA